Molecule: messenger RNA, 189 nt
Organism: Vanderwaltozyma polyspora DSM 70294
Lineage: Eukaryota; Fungi; Ascomycota; Saccharomycetes; Saccharomycetales; Saccharomycetaceae
Gene: COX7
Product: cytochrome c oxidase subunit VII
Exons: 1
Coding region: 1-189 (62 amino acids)
Biological process (GO): mitochondrial electron transport, cytochrome c to oxygen
Cellular component (GO): mitochondrion
Source: RefSeq, a predicted model, not a curated record
AUGGCUAACCCACAAAGAAUAAUUGAAUUACAAAAGUUAUUCCAAAAGUCUACUAAGCCAAUUUGGUGGAGACAUCCUAGAUCUGCUUUCUACUUGUAUCCAUUCUAUGGUUUAUUUGCAGUUGCAGUUAUUGCUCCUUUAUGUUACAUCCCAAACGCUAUUAUGGGUAUUAAGGCAAAGAAACAUUAA